ACCUCUUUAGGCAGAAAAGUGUACAGCGCAGCGGCGAAGACGUCAAGUUGAUCUCCGAACAUCUCGGAUCACUUCUUUGUAGCUGUCACAUUUGCAAUUGUGGUUCAUAACCAAACAACUUUUCAAAAUGGAUGCUUUCGGCGCUAUCAGUCAUGGAGUACUUCGACAGAUCGCAGACACUCCUCCGGAAAAUCUUGACAGCAUUGGAACACCUAUCUUGCAGUGCUGCUCGAUCAAGGCCAUCAAUGGCGCGCCUGGCGCACCCCAGAGAUUUCGCGUCGUCUUCAACGAUACCAACAACUUCAUUCAGGGAAUGAUUGCGACACAAGCGAACGAGAUUGUCACUAGCGGUCAGCUCAAGAGAGGCUCGAUCUGUCGGCUCAACAAGUUCCAGGCCAGUUUCAUCAAGGAGAAGCACAUUCUUGUCAUCAUCGACAUCGAUGUUUUGCAGGAAUAUGGCGAGCACGAAAAAUUGGGGAUGCCGGUCGCCUUGGACGCGGCAAAGGCAGAGGGUGAAGAAGAGCAAGAUGUAAAGCCACAGCCUGGAAACAUCACCGGGGGCAACUUCUACGGCAACGGCAGCGGCACCAAACAACAACCGCAGAGCACGAAUCAAUCGACCAAUCAGCGUGCGCUACCAUCAAGAAGCAACGGACCUUCCAAUGGAGGUUCGCAUGGUAACAUUCACCCAAUCGAUUCACUUUCACCAUAUUCCCACAAAUGGACGAUCAAGGCGCGAUGCACACACAAGGGGGAGAUCAAAACAUGGCACAACAAGAACGGCGAGGGAAAAUUGUUCAGCGUAAACUUCUUGGACGAGACUGGCGAGAUCCGGGCAACUGGGUUCAACGAUGCCGUCGACACGUGGUACGACGUUCUCCAAGAGGGCAGUGUCUACUAUGUGUCCACGCCAAUGAAAGUACAAUUUGCGAAGAAGCAGUUCUCAAACGUAAAUCACGACUAUGAGCUCACAUUCGAGAAGGACACACUGGUCGAGAAGGCUGAAGAUAUGGGCGGAGUUCCGCAAGUGCGAUACAGUUUCACUACCAUCGCUGACCUUCAGACCGUUGAGAAGGAUUCCACCAUUGACUGUAUUGGUGUUUUGUCCGAAGUUGGCGAGACUUCGGAAAUCGUUUCGAAAACGACGCAAAAACCAUACAGCAAGCGUGAGCUCACGCUGGUGGACAACACCGGUUUCAAUGUUCGCCUGACCAUCUGGGGCAAGACCGCCGAAUCCUUUGAUGCUCGUCCCGAGUCUGUUGUUGCCUUCAAGGGAGUCAAGGUUUCCGAUUUUGGUGGACGAUCAUUGUCACUGCUUUCGAGUGGAAGCAUGAGCAUCGAACCAGAUAUCGAGGAAGCGUACAAGUUGAAAGGCUGGUACGAUGGAUCUGGCCGGAACGAACAAUUCGCAUCCCAUGCCAACUCGAUGCCCACAGUUGGUGCUGCUACAGGCGGUGGACGUGACGCAAUUCACACCAUUGCGAAAGUUCUGGAAGAUAACAUCGGCAUGGGUGACACGACCGAGUACUACAACAUCAAAGCAUCAAUUCUCUACAUCAAGAGCGAGUCCUUCGCCUACCCGGCGUGUCAAACUCAACAACCCAAGCCCUGCAACAAGAAAGUGAUUGAAGUCGAGGAAGGAAAUUGGCGUUGCGAAGCCUGCGAUCGCUCGUGGCCGCGACCGGAUUACCGCUACAUCAUGAGCAUCAGUGUCUGCGACCACACCAGUCAGAUUUGGCUGAGCGGCUUCAACGAGACCGCGUUGCAGAUCAUGGGGAUGUCCGCCAACGAUCUGAUGGCCAUGAAGGAGGAGGGGGAUGAGAAGGGUGUCACCGAGGCUUUCCAAAACGCGACCUGCCAAUCUUUCAUCUUCAAGUGCCGAGCCAAGAUGGACACAUACGGUGACCAACAGAGAGUUCGUCAUCAGAUCCAGUACGCCAACCCGAUCGACUUCCCGCGCGAGUCGAAGAAGCUGGCAGAUCUCAUCAAGCUUUACGGAGACAGCGACAGUCUCUUUGUCUGUUGAUUGUGGAAAGUGUCGCGACUGAUUUGCGGGGGGUUGAAUUCUAUCGCGCUGCUCUUGUCGAUUAUACCAGUUACCACAAGCUCGGGAAGCGAGCGGCCUUUGCCAGACGCUAUGAAUUAUGCCGAGAGACGUUGAAAACAUCGAGAAAUUGUUUUCUUGUAGUGAUCCUUCUACCAUUCGAGGAUAAAUUUUCAAUUGUGUUUUUGUUUUGACACACUGGUCAUGUUGCGACUGUUGAGUCUUUUGUGAUGUGAAGAAAACCCUCACACAUCUAGUCUCGGGGAGAUGUUCCGCCGCAUAAAGCAAAUAAAGGAAUCGUAGUGUCCAAAGUCCGGACGAUUGACGACGACAUGAUAAAAAAUAAGGGGGGGGGGAAUCUGAUUGUGAUAGCAACGCUCCAAAAGGCAACUCCCCCAAAAGGGACAAACCCAGAAAUCUUCCAAAUUGGAAAAAAACAAAACAGCAGAAGGAAACCUCCCACCCUCCUCCUCCUC
Molecule: messenger RNA, 2520 nt
Organism: Dissoconium aciculare CBS 342.82
Lineage: Eukaryota; Fungi; Ascomycota; Dothideomycetes; Mycosphaerellales; Dissoconiaceae
Product: replication factor-a protein
Exons: 2
Coding region: 128-2026 (632 amino acids)
Biological process (GO): DNA replication; DNA recombination; DNA repair
Cellular component (GO): nucleus
Molecular function (GO): DNA binding
Source: RefSeq, a predicted model, not a curated record